This is a messenger RNA of Clunio marinus, 1885 nucleotides long. NCBI's taxonomy places the organism in Eukaryota, Metazoa, Arthropoda, Insecta, Diptera, Chironomidae. The record is from the annotation of a GenBank genome assembly.
UUUUGAUCAGAGGAUAUCCUUAAAAUGGUGCUAAAAUCUCAUAAAUAAUUCAACGCAAUCAAACAUGGAUUUUUCACUUCUUGAUUCAAUAAUAGAGUGUUCAGUGUGCCUAGAGCGACUUAAACAAGAUGCUCGAGUACUUCCAUGCCAACAUACAUUCUGUUUAGACUGCCUAAAGCGAGUUGCCAAUAAAAAUCCACAAACUCCAAUUGCUUGUCCUGAAUGUAGACAACAGACCAAUAUUUAUGAUAUCAAUUUGCUUCCGAAAAACGUUUUCCUCAUUAGACUUCUCGACCAGAUAAAACAGAAAGCAAAUGGUUCACCGGAUGUUAAAGACGAAGAAAUUUCCACACCCAUUACAACAACAAAUAGUUCUGAUAAAACUAAAGUAGUUUCGACUGGAGUUUCACAAUCAAAGCCCCAGCAAAAUGAAGUGAAACAACAUCAGCAGACAAGUGUUCCUCAUGCAAAAGCUUUGUAUGAUUUCCAAAUGAAUCCUUUAGAGGACGAAGGAUGUCUAAAAUUUCAGAAAGGAAUGAUCAUCCAAGUGACACGAAGAGUUGAUCAAAAUUGGGCUGAAGGAAAAUUAGGUGAAUCUGUUGGGAUUUUUCCUUUAUCAUUUGUUAAUAUGAAUCAAGCAGCGACAAGUUUAAUGCAAAGUUAUGCAACUAAAUGGAGAUUACCAGCGUCAAUGCCCUCCACUUCAAAUUACGAACAAGCACCAACGACAUCAACAAAUCCUUUAAGGCAAAUUCCAGUUUUACAACCAACACCAGCUCAUCCUUAUCUUAUCCGUCCAACAAGUCCAUCUAAUAAUAAUAUUAAUCAGAAUAAAUCAAAUGUAUUGCAAGAUAAAUCUGGAAUCUACAUUGCGCUACAUAAUUACACGCCACAAAAACCAGAUGAACUCGAGUUGAAAAAAGGAUUACAGUAUAUCGUGAAGGAAGCUUGUCAAGAUGGUUGGCUUAAAGGAUGUUGUUCAGAUAAUCUGUUUAGGAAAGGAGUUUUUCCUGGGAAUUAUGUAAUGCCACUCGCUUAUCAUCAAAAAUUGAUGUCAGCACAAAGAAAUUCUAAUUUCCAGACACAAAAAAAUCAAACAAAUUUAAAUACUCAACAAAUGAGAACAACUGGCGCUUACACAAAUCUGGGUCUUUCCUCAAUCCCACCUGAACUUCCACAAAGAAAUGUGAUCCCAUCAAGCCGUACUAGCCAUUCCCCAUUAGCUCAUACUAACAACACGCCAGAAUCUAUGGCGAGUGAAACAACAACUGCUCAAACGCAAAAGACUGACGACAAUCUUAACAAGUUAAACAAGAAAGAAACUGUCACCGAAAUGCUGAUGAAAAAGUUGGGAUAUACUCGAAAAUCAAAUGAUUCAAGUGUUUAUUCCAUGGAUAAUCCAGUAUUUGAAGAUUCCACGACAACUUCAAAAGUUGGAAGUUCUAAUCAAUUGUUUUAUAAUCAUAAUAGAUCUGGAUCAUGUCCAAUAGAUUUAGGUAUAUCUAAUUCUGACAUCGAGAAUCUUCAGACAAAUUCCGAUACAAAAUCGAAUGCAAUUGUUACGAAACGACACAGCAUCAACUUAUCAGGACCAUCAAGUACUACAAAACAUAUCCAAAAUACUCAGAUAAAAACUCAGCAUAGAAAAUCGAGCAGUCUUGAUACAACUUCUCUUGAACCUAACAAUUCAACGACACAAAUGGCUCGAUAUCGUUGCGUGACAAAAUAUCCCGCCAACUCUCGUUUUGAGUUGUCGCUGAAUGUUGGCGACAUUGUUAUUUUACAGAAGAAGCGUGAUAACGGAUGGUACAAAGGUGAAUUGACUAGAACAGGGCAAGUUGGAUUAUUUCCAGCAAAUUUUGUUGAACUUGUUGAAAAUAAUUAA